AUGACCAUGAUAAACAAAAUCCACGGAGUACCCACAACCAUCAAAGAAGCCAGCCGGGACAGUUAUGCCGACUCACCAUAUGCUGACCCCAUUGAUGUAAUCGACAUCCCAAAGCGGUUCAGUCCACAAAAUAUGCCCAUGUAUGAUGGAACCACCGACCCCAGAGAACAUAUAUUAACCUACAAGCAGCGCAUUAUGAUAAUCCCGGUCCCUAAGCACAUGAGGGAAGCCAGCUUAUCCAAAGGUUUCGGCUCGACAUUAAUCGGACCCGCCCCUGAAGUGGUUAACCAGCUUGCCAAAUGGGUGCAUCACUUCCUUUGCACAUCUCGACAAUAUGUUCAACCAGAAGAUAGCCAGCAGCAGAGGGUUAGAGAAGCAGCAAACGAUCUAUACCGUGUGGUCCAAAGGCCUGACAAACCCCUGAAGUAUUACAUAGCUCGAUUCAUCAAGGAGAAGGUGACAGUUCUAGAAUGCGACGUCCCGACUGCAAUCGAGGCGUUCAGACAAGGGCUAUAUGGGGAGACCGACCUGUGGAGAGACCUAAUCAAAUAUCCUUGCAAGACGUUAGAAGAUGCACAAGCCAAAGCAAUGGCCCAAGUCAGACUUGAGGCUCUCUAUUCCAAGAAGGGAACAAACGAUUAUACAAAGACGGACAAACGGCUGCCUUACCCUAAGAGGAGAGAUGAUCGUCCUUCCCCUUACUCCCGACCACAACAAGUAGAAGUGGUGGAAGAAGAUGACGACAUAGAUUGCAAGAACAGUCCCGACUUACCUCCCAGAAUUAAUGAAUACUCUUUUUAUGUUGACACUGCAGGUCUGAUGAACCAUAUAUCGAAGAUGGGGAAAGUAGUGCAAUGGCCGCCAAAGUCCAGCAAGCCCGACUCAAAGAAAGACCCCUCGAAGUGGUGUGAUUUUCAUGCUGACAUCGGCCAUACCACCAACGAAUCAAAGAGGCAUGCUCGGGAGAACGAGAUCAAUAGACCAGAAAGGGAGGUCACUGCGAAACACCUGACCCCUAUAUCCUUCGAUGAAUCUGAUGCAGGUGACAUCUCCGACAAACAUCAUGACGGUCUGGUGAUAUCUAUUCCCGCCGGGGAUAGUAUGAUCAGACGGGUCCUUGUCGACAAUGGUAGCUCCACCAAUGUUAUGAUGCUUGAUGCCCUUAAGAAGAUGGGGUCGAAUCCAGACACCGACGUCGUUAAGAAAUCUACAGUUCUGAUAGAAUUCAGUGGCGAAGAGAAAACCACUUUCGGAGAAGUCACACUACCCGUCUAG
Spinacia oleracea (spinach) is the source of this 1275-nucleotide messenger RNA. RefSeq lists its product as uncharacterized. NCBI's taxonomy places the organism in Eukaryota, Viridiplantae, Streptophyta, Magnoliopsida, Caryophyllales, Amaranthaceae. The record is from RefSeq and is a predicted model, not a curated record. The transcript is spliced from 2 exons. Bases 1 to 1275 code for a protein of 424 amino acids.